Messenger RNA from Racocetra persica, 186 nucleotides. NCBI's taxonomy places the organism in Eukaryota, Fungi, Glomeromycota, Glomeromycetes, Diversisporales, Gigasporaceae. The record is from the annotation of a GenBank genome assembly.
UCCUCGAAUAUUAUAAUGGAACAAAUAUUUGCACCAGAAUAUUUUGAUAUUAUUUUUAGAUUUCUUCCGACUAAUAAAGAUUUGCAUUCUUGUCUGUUGGUUAAUAAACAUUCGGCUACUUGCGCCGUUCCAAUUUUAUGGGAAGCUCCCUUUAAAAUUAAGGACAAGUGUAUUCCAUCUCCCAAA